Centruroides sculpturatus (bark scorpion) is the source of this 1224-nucleotide messenger RNA. Its product is annotated as solute carrier family 10 member 6-like. Lineage: Eukaryota; Metazoa; Arthropoda; Arachnida; Scorpiones; Buthidae. The record is from RefSeq and is a predicted model, not a curated record. Gene Ontology annotation, molecular function: bile acid:sodium symporter activity. Bases 1 to 984 code for a protein of 327 amino acids. Gene Ontology annotation, biological process: bile acid and bile salt transport. The transcript is spliced from 5 exons. Gene Ontology annotation, cellular component: membrane.
AUGACAAAUAACACAACUAUUUUUCAAACUAUUUUCAAUAUAACAUCACCUUUAUUGGUGGAAAAUUCCUCCUCUAACUUCACAAUUGAUGAUCAUGAACACAGUUAUGGGCCAGAAGUUCCUAAAUUAGCUAAAGAUAUUUUAAUUAUCCUGACAGUCAUAAUAAUAAUGAUGUCAAUGGGUGCUGACAUUUGUUGGGGUCAGAUUUGGAACCAUGUACGAAGACCAAUCGCAGUAUUGAUUGGAAUAUUUUGUCAAUUUAUAGUUAUGCCUUUAUCAGGGUAUACCUAUAAACACAUCUUUCAACUGGAAGCGGAAGUAGCAACCGGAUUACUUAUUAUAUCAUGUACUCCUGGUGGAAUUCUAUCAAAUAUUUUCACUUAUUACUUAAAUGGUGAUGUAUCUUUGAGUGUCAGCAUGACUACAAUAUCUACUGUUUUAGCAUUAGGAAUGAUGCCUUUGAACGUCUGGUUAUACUCAGGUCAGAUAGCAAAUCAGUUAGUUAUACCUUUUGGCAAUAUGGCAUUGUCAUUAGUGAUGAUAACUUCUCCCGCUCUUGUGGGUAUGAUCAUACGAUGGAAAUUUCCACGUGCAUCUGUUUACAUCACAAAAUGGGGUAGCGCUCUUGGUUUAGGCAUCUUUCUUCUAUCAUUUGUAUUAGAAUUAAUUUCGUUUCAACGGAUAAUUCAUGAACUUACUUUCAUACUAAUUCUUACGACAGUUCUUAUGCCCUUAACUGGUGUUGUAAUGGGAUAUUUUUUAAGUUUUUUGUGUAGAAGAAACCGUGCCAUCUGCACCACUAUCGCAAUUGAAAGUGGAAUUCAAAACGUACCAGUGGCAAUUAGUGUCAUUUCAUUGUCUUUCGAUACAGUAAAAAAUAUCAGUCUUGUUUUAGUCCCUUGGUUCUAUCUAGUGUCUCAAGUUGCUAUAUGUGGUGCCUUAUGUUUAUUUUAUCAUAUUAUAGUACCGACUUUCAAACAGUAAGUGAUAUCAGAUUAGAGUGAAAAAAAGAUAAAUAAAGUUAAUUUUUAAAAUAUAUUCUAGGAAAUAUAGUCCAAUGAUACCAUUCAUCUUCGUUCGAAAAACAGAACAUACAAGACCAGAAUCAAGAGAAAAAACUACUGCUUAAUAACGUCAGGAAAUUUAAAGUAUACAAACUAUUCUAUAAGUCUUAUUGUUUGUUACGAAGAAAUUUUAAGCUUUCCCUUCAAAAUUCCAACUACU